AUGGAGAUAGAGGUGAUGAUACCCUCACCGGCGGUGGACUUCAACUUCGACAGUGCAUGCACAUCUCCGUACAUAAGCGCCCCUUCAAGCCCUCAACGCUUCGGCAACUCUUUCUUCAGCGCCCCAACCAGCCCCACCCGCGCCUCCUCCUUCUACCGCGAAUUCAACAACUUCUGCAACUCCGACGCCGCCGCCACUGAUAAUUCUUUGUCGGAGAUUCCGUUCAAUUGGGAAGAAAAGCCCGGAAUUCCCAAAACAGAAGGGACCAAAAAUAUCAACCACGAUGACGAUACAGAAUUCGCAUUUGAUUUCAGUGGACAUUUGGAGAGAACUUCCCUUUCCGCCGAUGAACUCUUUGAUGGCGGCAAGAUCAAGCCUCUCAAACCACCGCCCCGCUUACAAUACUCCGAUAAUGGAAUGGUUGAUUCUCCGAAGUCACCUCGAUCGCACAAGAACAUGUUCAGAGAAGCUUUGUCCCCGCGACACAGAAGGAAAGAUUUUGAUCCUUUCGCUGCGGCAAUAGAACAAACACGUAGAGAGCAUAGUCAAGAACACACAAAUAAACAACGUGGAAGAGAAAGAACUCACAAUUCAUCAGGUACCGCCACUAUUCGACACAAAGCAACAAGAUCUUUAUCACCAUUUAGGGUUUCCGACAUAUUAUUCGAUCAAGAAACCAAUCAACAGAGCCCAAAGAAUUCUUCUUCAUCAUCAACAUCUGGGUCGGCGGCAUGGUACAGAAAAUGGAAUCUAAAGGACUUUUUGCUGUUCCGGAGUGCAUCAGAGGGACGAGCCACUGACAAGAACUUGAAGAAUUACGAUUUGUUAAAGAAGAAUCACCAUGAGGAUGUGAACUCAAGUUUUAGGUCUACAGGGAGUUCAGGCUCAGUGUCGAGCUCGAGAAGGAGAGUGCCGGUUUCGGCUCACGAGUUGCAUUACAAGGUAAACCGGACGGUGUCGGAGCAGAUGAGGAAGAAGACUUUCUUGCCUUACAGGCAGGGCUUAUUGGGUUGCUUGGGGUUCAACCCUGGGGGUUAUGAGAUUUCUAAGGGGCUUGGUUCUUUGGCUAGGGGAUGA
This is a messenger RNA of Ilex paraguariensis (yerba mate), 1077 nucleotides long. The record is from the annotation of a GenBank genome assembly. NCBI's taxonomy places the organism in Eukaryota, Viridiplantae, Streptophyta, Magnoliopsida, Aquifoliales, Aquifoliaceae.